CCCCCCCCCGCAAAAGACUCCGAACUCCGAAUUCCGAGUCAACAUUGCAUAUGCACGUCCCUUUCUCUCCCCACAUCAGUACUCCGUAUCUUGACUCAGGAAUAAAUACCUCGAGCACGUCCCCACGAACUUAUCCUCCAAUCCGAAAACACAAUGGCCCAAUCCGUCCCAGCCUCCACCCCCGUCGUCGAUAACUGGGACCCGCACACGUACGGCACAACUGUCGCACCAUUCGUCUCGAAGCUCACCACAAGAGUUAUAUCCCUCCUCGACCUACAACCCGAUGACACGCUCCUGGACAUCGGCUGCGGCGACGGCGCGCUAACCUCUACGCUCUCCCCCCUCUGCGCCCACAUCACCGGCAUCGACUCCUCCGCAUGGAUGAUCUCGGCGUGCCCUCCGUCCUCCAACACCGAGUACAUCGUGUCCUCGGCGCUAUCCCUGCCGACGCUCCCCCUCCCAUCCUACACAAAACUAUUCUCGAACGCAGCUCUGCACUGGAUCCUACUGACGACGCCUGCUCAGCGCACGGCGUUCUUCGCGCGCGCGUUCGCCGCGCUCCAGCCCGGCGGCACGUUCGUUGCCGAGUGCGGCGCGCACGGGAAUAUGGCCGAGGUGCACGCGGCGAUUAUUGCGGCCCUGGUGCAUCGCGGCGUUAAUCCGGCGAUGGCCCGGGGGGGUACGCCGUGGGGGUUCGGGACCGAGGCGGAGUAUUCCGCGCUACUGGAGGGCGCCGGGUUUACCAUCGAGUUGGUAGAGACCGAGCUUAGGCAGACGGAGUUGACCAGCUGCGAGGGUGGAGGUGUGGGCGGCUGGGUUAGGCUGUUUGCGGACGAGAUGUUAAAGUGUCUGCCGGAAGGGGAGAGGGAUGGAGCGGUUGAGGAGGUGGAAAAGGUCCUGGAGGGCGUGGGGAGGCGCGAGGAUGGUGGGAUGUGGGUUAAUUAUGUCAGGUUGAGGUUUGUGGCGAGGAGGCCGGUGGUGUGAUGCAUACCUCUACGUAUCUCCGGCAGGAUAAAAUCAUAUCCAUUACUUGAGUCAUAAUUGAAAUCUGCUGGCGACGGUGGUCCCC
Messenger RNA from Tricharina praecox, 1069 nucleotides. RefSeq names its product S-adenosyl-L-methionine-dependent methyltransferase. The record is from RefSeq and is a predicted model, not a curated record. The coding region runs from base 154 to 984 and encodes 276 amino acids. NCBI's taxonomy places the organism in Eukaryota, Fungi, Ascomycota, Pezizomycetes, Pezizales, Pyronemataceae. Gene Ontology annotation, molecular function: S-adenosylmethionine-dependent methyltransferase activity. The transcript has 3 exons.